Messenger RNA from Paramuricea clavata, 918 nucleotides. The record is from the annotation of a GenBank genome assembly. Lineage: Eukaryota; Metazoa; Cnidaria; Anthozoa; Malacalcyonacea; Plexauridae.
AUGAUCGAACACACACGAGCCGAGUCAUUUGCGACAGCGUUACGAAAUGCCGAGGAAGCUAUCAGCGACGCAUUGUUAAUCGCGAUGGUUUUGAAAGGCUUACCGAGGGAAUUCGACACGUUUGCCACGGUAGUUGUGCAAAAAGAGAAACAAAUGACUUUCGCCGAAUUCAACAGCGCGCUGCGAAGCCACGAGGAAAGCGCAAAGACACAUGGUGGGAAGGCUGCCAGCGCGGGGGAGAAUAUCAUGUUGACGAAGCAAAAGUUCGAUGGGAACUGUUUUAAAUGCGGGAGAAAGGGACAUAAAAGCGCGGAGUGUUUGUCGAAGGCAUCGGAAAGAUGGUGUAACAAUUGUAAAAGUAAAACCCACGAGACAAAGAAUUGCCGGAAGAAGAAAGAUGCGGCGAAGACAGCAGCCGAGAAGACAACGUCAAGUGAGAACAAUGAACAUACAUUUGCCUUUACAUCCAAGGACACAAUUAAUAAAUCAGGUAUAAAUAAUAAGAAUAAUUCUAGUUUAUUAGUAGAUACUGGAGCCACAAAUCACAUUAUAAAUGACAAAUCAAAAUUUGUGGACUUUGAUAAAGAAUUUAAUCCUAGUGCGCAUGUCAUAGAACUCGCUGAUGGCAGUAAAGCCAACGUAGUAUUAGGAAAAGGAAAUGCCAAAGUUAAACUGUAUGACGUCAAUGGUAAUGCACGUGAAGUAAUGUUAAAUAGCGCAUUGUAUGUUCCGUCCUAUGAUCAAAAUAUUUUUUCAGUGCAUGCUGCGAUAGAAAGGGGGGCCAGUAUUAGUUUAGAUAAGCAGGUGAAACAGCUCAAAUGUCCUGUUCGUCGUGAUGUGAGGAGCUUAUUUCGAAGCUCCUGUUCUGAUCAGUAUAUGUAUGUAUGUUUGUUUCUUCGAAUAAAAUAUCUUUUAUAG